UUUUAUAUUUGCUGGGGAUGCCUUGUAUGGGUGCCUUCUAUAUAUACUUCUCCUGGCAUGUACCUGGUCAAUCAUCCUGUACACCUUGGAACUCAGUUGGCACUCUACAUCCUAGUAGCAGGCAUUCUUUGCAUAUACAUCAACUACGACUGUGAUAGGCAAAGGCAAGAGUUUUGCAGAACAAAUGGCAAAGCUUUGGUUUGGGGUAAAGCUCCAUCAAAGAUAACUGCCACUUACACUACCACAACUGGGGAAACAAAAAGCAGCAUUCUUUUAACUUCGGGAUGGUGGGGAUUAGCUCGACAUUUCCACUAUGUCCCAGAAAUAUUAGCUGCAUUUUUCUGGACUGUUCCAGCUCUUUUUAACCACGUAAGUAAUUUUCCUUCUGGGGUUUAGAUUUGUUUAUGUUGUUAGAAGUUG
This is a messenger RNA of Humulus lupulus (European hop), 420 nucleotides long. Its product is annotated as 7-dehydrocholesterol reductase-like. Gene Ontology annotation, cellular component: endoplasmic reticulum membrane. Gene Ontology annotation, molecular function: oxidoreductase activity, acting on the CH-CH group of donors, NAD or NADP as acceptor. The transcript has 4 exons. Gene Ontology annotation, biological process: brassinosteroid biosynthetic process; sterol biosynthetic process. The record is from RefSeq and is a predicted model, not a curated record. Bases 58 to 396 code for a protein of 112 amino acids. NCBI's taxonomy places the organism in Eukaryota, Viridiplantae, Streptophyta, Magnoliopsida, Rosales, Cannabaceae.